GUAACUGAUCCAUCCACAACUGAAACUGCAAUCCCCCAAUUUCAAAAUUUCCUCGUUUCUUAAUUUAAUGCGAUGCCUCGCCGUCACCGCCCCGGGCCUCAGUCGGCCCCGAGCCGAGCAAUUCCGCCUCAAGAUGAACCGUACAACAUAAUUCCCGUCCACAACCUCCUCGCCAAUCACCCUUCUCUCCGUUUUCCCGAAGUCCGCUGCGCUGCUUCCGCUCUACGCGCCGUCGGAGAUCUACGGAUCCCGCCUCAUGCACAAUGGCAUCCUGCUAUGGACCUACUAGACUGGCUGGCUCUCUUCUUCUGUUUCCAGCACGACAGCGUCAAGAACCAGAGGGAACACCUCGUCCUCCACCUCGCCAACUCCCAGAUGCGACUGUCUCCUCCGCCUGAAAACAUUGAUAUCCUCGACGCCGGCGUACUUCGUACGUUCCGCCGCAAACUCCUCAGGAACUACACGAACUGGUGCUCUUAUUUAGGCAAGAAAUCUAACGUAUGGAUCUCGAGAAGCGACCGUUCCAAGUCUGAUCACCGCCGUGAGUUACUUUACGUGGGGCUUUAUUUGUUGAUCUGGGGCGAAUCUGCCAACCUCCGGUUCAUGCCUGAAUGUAUCUGCUACAUAUUCCAUCACAUGGCCAAGGAAUUAAACAUGAUUCUGGAAGAUUACAUCGACGAAAACACUGGCCAACCCGUUAUGCCGUCUUUAUCGGGAGAAAAUGCGUUUCUGCACUGUGUAGUGAAGCCGAUAUACGAGACUGUAAAGGCAGAAGUUGAGAGUAGCAGGAACGGAACGGCGCCGCAUACUGCUUGGAGGAACUAUGAUGAUUUGAACGAGUAUUUUUGGAGUAGGAGAUGUUUUAAGAAACUCAAGUGGCCGAUUGAUGUGGGAAGCAAUUUUUUUGUUACUUCCAGCGAAAGUAAACAUGUUGGGAAAACUGGGUUCGUCGAGCAAAGGUCGUUUUGGAAUCUUUACAGGAGUUUCGAUAGGCUUUGGGUGAUGCUGUUUUUGUUUCUUCAGGCUGCCAUUAUUAUAGCGUGGGAGGAGAGAGGCUAUCCAUGGCAAGCAUUGACAAGUAACGAUGUUCGGGUUAAGCUUUUGACAGUGUUUAUUACUUGGAGUUUGAUGAGGUUUUUGCAGGCUAUAUUAGAUAUUGGGAUGCAGUAUAGCCGUGUUUCGACAGAAACCUUGUUGCUUGGAUUUAGGAUGUUGUUAAAAGCGGUGGUUGCUGCUGGUUGGAUUUUGACUUUUGCUGUUUGUUAUGUAAGGAUCUGGUCGCAGAGGAACCAUGAUAGACGGUGGAGUGCCGAGGCUGGUAAGAGGGUGUCUUUUUUUCUACUAGUUGCAGGUGUUUAUGUCUUGCCGGAAGUAUUGGCAUUGGCUUUAUUUGUGCUUCCUUGGAUUAGGAACUUUAUAGAGGAGACCAAUUGGAAAAUAUUUUACUUGUUGACUUGGUGGUUUCAGAGUAGGAGUUUUGUUGGUCGGGGAUUGAGGGAAGGGCUAGUUGAUAAUGUUAAAUAUACUCUCUUCUGGGUAUUGGUUUUAGCUUCAAAAUUUGCAUUUAGUUAUUUCUUGCAGAUUAAACCCAUGGUUAAACCGACCAAGCAAUUGUUAGGUCUUAACCCUGUUGAUUAUGAGUGGCCGGGUGGCAGUGUCAAUUUGGCUGUUGGUUUAUUGUGGUUGCCUGUGGUGCUUAUUUAUUUGAUGGAUAUUCAGAUUUGGUAUUCAAUUUAUUCCUCCUUUGUGGGAGCAGCAGUGGGGUUAUUGCAGCACUUGGGUGAGAUUAGAAAUAUGCAGCAGUUAAAGCUGAGGUUUCAGUUCUUCGCCAGUGCAAUACAGUUCAAUCUUAUGCCUGAAGAACAGUUAUUGGAUUUUAGGGAAACAUUUAAGAGCAAGUUGAAGGAUGCAAUUCACAGGUUGAAGCUGAGAUAUGGGUUUGGGCAACCUUACAAGAAGCUUCAAUCUGACCAGGUUGAGGCUCGAAGGUUUGCACUGAUAUGGAAUGAGAUAAUUAACAUUUUCAGGGAAGAAGAUAUCAUCUCUGAUGCUGAAGUCGAACUACUAGAGUUGCCCCAGAAUUCUUGGAAUAUCAGGGUUAUUUGCUGGCCAUGUUUUUUACUAUGCAAUGAGCUGUUGCUUGCUCUUAGCCAGGCAAAAGAAUUGGUGGAUGCUCCUGAUAAGUGGCUCUGGCAUAAAAUAGGCAAGAAUGAGUACAGACGUUGUGCUGUGAUCGAAGCUUAUGACAGCAUCAAGCACAUGAUGCUUGAAAUCCUCAAUGCCCGGUCUGAGGAGCAUUCCAUUCUCACGGUUCUGUUUCAUGAAAUUGAUCACGCUGUUGAUAUUGAGAAGUUCACCAAGACAUUCAAAAUGACUGCACUGCCCCAGAUUCAUAUGAAGUUGAUAAAACUUAUUGAGAUAUUGACCAAGCCCAAGAAGGAUGAGAUCCAGCUGGUGAAUAUUCUACAGGCACUUUACGAGAUUGCUGUCCGUGAUUUUUUCAAAGACCAGAGGGCCAUUGAACAACUGAGGGAGGAUGGGUUGGCACCUCGUGACCCUGCUUCCAUGGCAGGACUGUUGUUUGAGAAAGCUGUUAAGGUGCCUGACCCUAGUGAUGAGAAGUUCUAUCGGCAGGUAAGGCGCUUGCAUACAAUUCUUACCUCCAGGGAUUCCAUGCAGAAUAUUCCGGUUAAUCUUGAGGCUAGACGUCGAAUUGCAUUCUUUAGCAACUCACUCUUUAUGAACAUACCUCAUGCUCCCCAAGUGGAGAAGAUGAUGGCUUUUAGUGUCCUCACCCCUUACUAUAAUGAAGAAGUGCUCUAUAGCAAAGAACAGAUUCGAACUGAGAAUGAAGAUGGGAUUUCCAUCCUAUAUUAUUUGCAGACCAUAUAUCAUGAUGAGUGGAAAAAUUUCAUGGAAAGAAUGCGUCGAAAAGGAAAGGUAAAGGAUGAUGAGAUAUGGACGACCAAAAUGAGAGAUCUGAGGCUCUGGGCAUCUUACAGAGGCCAGACACUUUCUCGCACUGUUAGAGGAAUGAUGUACUAUUAUAGAGCUCUAAAGAUGCUGGCUUUCCUUGAUUCUGCUUCGGAGAUGGAUAUUAGAGAAGGUAUACAAGAACUUGGUUCUAUGGGGGGAGAUGCUGGUCUGGAUAGUGCUGUCUCGAUCAGUUCACCUUCUUCCAGGAGUUUAGGAAGAGAAAGUAGCUCUCUGGGUCUGCUAUUCAAAGGCCAUGAGAAGGCCGCCUCUUUGAUGAAAUUCACAUAUGUAGUUGCCUGCCAGAUAUAUGGAGCACAGAAGGACAAAAAGGAUCCACAUGCUGAGGAAAUCUUGUAUCUGAUGAAACACAAUGAAGCCCUUCGAGUUGCCUAUGUCGACGAGAUUUUGAUUGGGAGGGAUGAGAAGGAGUAUUACUCUGUUCUUGUGAAGUAUGAUCAACAACUACAGAAGGAGGUUGAAAUCUAUCGUGUCCAAUUGCCUGGUCCAUUGAAACUUGGUGAGGGCAAACCAGAGAAUCAAAACCAUGCGCUCAUCUUCACCCGUGGUGAUGCUGUUCAAACUAUUGAUAUGAACCAAGACAACUAUUUUGAGGAGGCACUGAAAAUGCGCAAUCUCUUGGAGGAAUACAAGAACUACUAUGGUAUACGAAAGCCCACUAUCUUAGGAGUCAGGGAGCAUAUUUUUACUGGUUCUGUUUCAUCACUUGCUUGGUUUAUGUCAGCUCAAGAAACAAGUUUUGUCACUCUAGGACAGCGAGUCUUGGCAAAUCCUCUGAAGAUUCGAAUGCAUUAUGGCCAUCCAGAUGUCUUUGACAGGUUUUGGUUUUUGACUCGGGGUGGGAUCAGUAAGGCUUCUAGAGUGAUUAAUAUUAGUGAGGACAUUUUUGCUGGCUUUAAUUGUACUUUGCGAGGAGGAAAUGUCUCACAUCAUGAAUACAUCCAGGUUGGUAAAGGAAGGGAUGUUGGGUUGAAUCAAAUAUCAAUGUUUGAAGCCAAGGUUGCUAGUGGGAAUGGUGAGCAAGUUCUGAGCAGAGAUGCCUAUCGGCUGGGUCAUAGACUGGAUUUCUUCAGGAUGUUAUCAUUCUUUUAUACGACGGUAGGAUUUGUUUUCAACACAAUGAUGGUAGUUCUUACUGUAUAUGCUUUUCUGUGGGGUAGACUUUAUCUUGCUCUCAGUGGUCUUGAGAAUGCUGCCCUGGCAAACAACAGCAGCAACAAUAAAGCACUUGGGGCCAUCUUAAAUCAACAGUUCAUCAUCCAACUUGGUCUUUUCACUGCCCUUCCAAUGAUAGUGGAGAAUUCGCUUGAGCAUGGAUUCCUUCAAGCUAUCUGGGAUUUCUUGACGAUGCAGCUUCAGCUUUCAUCUGUUUUCUACACAUUCUCCAUGGGAACCCGUACUCACUUCUUUGGCCGGACCAUCCUUCACGGGGGUGCCAAAUACCGGGCAACCGGCCGUGGUUUUGUUGUGCAGCACAAGAGCUUCGCAGAAAAUUACAGAUUGUACGCACGCAGCCACUUUAUAAAGGCUAUUGAGCUUGGGCUCAUACUUACGGUUUAUGCUUCUCAUAGCCCUGUUGCUAAGGGCACAUUUGUCUACAUAGCUAUGACUAUCUCAAGUUGGUUUCUGGUCACAUCAUGGAUAAUGGCACCAUUUGUAUUCAAUCCUUCUGGUUUUGAUUGGUUAAAAACCGUCGAUGACUUCGAUGAAUUUAUGAACUGGAUAUGGUACCACGGUGGUGUGUUUGCGAAGGCUGAACAGAGCUGGGAGCGGUGGUGGUACGAGGAGCAAGAUCAUCUGAGGACAACUGGCCUCUGGGGAAAGCUACUGGAGAUUGUUUUAGACCUUCGGUUCUUCUUUUUCCAGUAUGGAAUUGUAUACCAGCUGGGAAUUUCUGAUCAUAGUACCAGUAUUGUUGUGUACUUGCUGUCUUGGAUCUACAUUUUCGUGGCAUUCGGAAUCUAUCUGGUGAUCUCGUAUGCACGUGACAAAUAUGCAGCUAAGGACCAUAUUUAUUUUAGGUUGGUUCAGUUCCUGGUCAUUAUUUUUGGAAUACUUGUUAUAAUUGCACUGCUCGAGUUUACAUCCUUCGGAUUUAUCGACCUCUUCACCAGUUUAUUAGCUUUUGUUCCCACUGGUUGGGGACUUGUAUCGAUCGCCCAAGUGCUUCGACCAUUUCUGCAGUCUACGAGGCAUUGGGAUUCUGUGGUGUAUGUGGCUCGGCUAUAUGAUAUACUGUUUGGAGUAAUUGUUAUGGCUCCCGUGGCAUUUUUAUCAUGGAUGCCGGGAUUUCAGUCGAUGCAGAUGCGGAUCUUAUUUAACGAAGCAUUUAGCAGGGGUCUACGGAUCUUCCAGAUCGUCACCGGGAAAAAGGCUAACGACUAAUAAAAAUUUAAGGCUUGAAUUCAGCAUGAGGCAGAUGAGAUGGCCUCCUAUUAUCGACUCUGAAUGACCGGCAUAUUCAGGUUCGGUUUAUCUUUGACGGAGAUUUUCCGUUUUGAAAAUGGUAUCUGUAUUUGGUUGUAUAGAGUAACUCAGGUAUAUUAGUCUU
Messenger RNA from Hibiscus syriacus, 5545 nucleotides. RefSeq names its product callose synthase 12-like. Gene Ontology annotation, molecular function: 1,3-beta-D-glucan synthase activity. The transcript is spliced from 2 exons. The coding region runs from base 73 to 5379 and encodes 1768 amino acids. Gene Ontology annotation, biological process: (1->3)-beta-D-glucan biosynthetic process. The record is from RefSeq and is a predicted model, not a curated record. NCBI's taxonomy places the organism in Eukaryota, Viridiplantae, Streptophyta, Magnoliopsida, Malvales, Malvaceae. Gene Ontology annotation, cellular component: plasma membrane; 1,3-beta-D-glucan synthase complex.